UAUCUGCUUUCAAUUCAAAAUGGCAGCGUCUACCAGGAAGUGAAGAAAACAACUGAAAAGAAUAAGUUGGAUCAAAUUCCUUGUUUCGGUUAAUUUAAACGAAUAAUUCGAUUAAAACCUAUUUGUGAACGGAGCUGGGAUUCAGAAUAAGUUACACAUUCGUGGUGAUGGAGUGCGCUACCGGUAGUUGGUAGGAGCUCUGUAGGACACAUCCAGUGUACAUGCGUGACGGUCACAGGGUCAUGUGUCAACCUGCAGCCUGAUGCCCAUCCUCCCGUCACCCUCACCGGCCAUGGACGGGGAGAACUACCUUCACCCAGAGGGGCCUCAGCUCGACAGCAGCAUGUUCGAAGUGGCCUCUUCCAAUAUGGAGGAGAUGCUGGUACUAUACCGUGCCCCAAAGCCAGAAGAACAAAGACUUGAGUUCUAUGUUUCCUUCUGUUUCCUGGGGAGCAUUCUCACAGCAGCCCGGAGGCUACAGCACACACUGCCCUAUGCAAUCUGGAAACCAGCAAUACCACUUGAAUGCCACAAUGCCAGAUAUGCACAUGGAUAUGUUUAGCCAUCCAGGUUACCACGAUGAUUUCUCCUCCCUGAACUUCAGCAGGAAUGGAGACUUCCCUCAGGACCUGUCCUGCAUUGAUGACCUCUCCAACAACUCCCUGUUCUCCUCUCCGGCCGACUCUCUGUCAGAGUAUGCCGAUGCCCAGGCCUUCGUCCCUGCAGACAACCUGGCCCACGUGCCCACACUAUGGGACAUAAACACACCAGCACAGAGCCAGCAGGAGCUGAGUACCAACAGGUUUCAUGGUUUGAGCAGUCUGGAGGAUAUCUCUGCCAUUAUCAACACACCACCAUUGGUCCCAUUCCAGGCUCAGAGAAACCAGGCUCCAGCAGAAGAGGAGGUUGAGGAGGAGGAGGAGGAGACAGAGGAGCUGGGACAUGUGGACACCUAUGCUGACUAUAAACCAUCCAAAUCCACCAUAGGGAUCAACCAUCCAGACAUUGUGGUGGAGACCAACACGCUGUCCAGCGUCCCUCCCCCAGACAUCACUUAUCAUCUGUCCAUUCCUGAGUCCACCAUUAAACAAGGCCUGCUUUCUGCCCUGCAGUUAGAGGCCAUCAUAUACGCCUGCCAGCAACAUGAGGUGAUCCUGCAGAACAACCAGAGAGCAGGCUUCCUGAUUGGAGAUGGGGCCGGAGUGGGGAAGGGUCGUACCGUGGCCGGUAUCAUCCUGGAGAACAACCUAAAGGGAAGGAAGAAAGCAUUAUGGUUUAGUGUAUCUAAUGAUCUGAAAUAUGAUGCAGAGCGAGAUCUCAAAGACAUAGAUGCUCCUACUAUUCCUGUGCAUGCCUUAAACAAGAUAAAGUAUGGAGACACUGCUACCUCAGAAGGAGUACUAUUUGCGACCUACUCUGCAUUGAUCGGGGAGAGCCAGGCAGGGGGCCAGCACCGCACCAGACUCAAGCAGAUCCUGGACUGGUGCAAGCCCGGCUUUGACGGAGUUAUUGUGUUUGACGAGUGCCACAAGGCCAAAAAUGCCACGUCCACCAAGAUGGGGAAGGCUGUGCUGGACCUGCAGAACAAGCUGCCACUGGCCAGGGUGGUGUAUGCCAGCGCCACAGGUGCAUCUGAGCCAAAGAACAUGAUCUAUAUGAGCCGCCUGGGGAUCUGGGGCGACGGCACCCCCUUCAAGACCUUCGAUGACUUCCUUCACGCCAUUGAGAAAAGGGGUGUGGGCGCCAUGGAGAUUGUUGCCAUGGACAUGAAAGUCAGUGGGAUGUACAUUGCCCGGCAGCUCAGCUUCUCAGGGGUGUCCUUCCGCAUCGAGGAGAUCGGCCUGGAUGAUGACUUCAAACUGGUCUACAACAAAGCUGCCAAACUGUGGGCAGAGGCUCUAGCUGUGUUCAUGCGUGCGGCAGACGAGCUGGGUCUGGUCAGCAGGAAGUCCCUGUGGGGUCAGUUCUGGUCAUCUCAUCAGCGCUUUUUCAAAUACCUCUGCAUCGCCGCCAAGGUCCGCUGCCUGGUGGAGCUGGCCAAGAAGGAGCUGGAAGCUGGCAAGUGCAUCGUGAUUGGUCUGCAGUCCACAGGAGAGGCUCGGACCAGAGAGGUCCUGGAUGAGAACGAUGGACACUUGGACAGAUUUGUGUCUGCAGCAGAGGGUGUGUUCAAAGCUCUUGUACAGAAACACUUUCCCUCCGAGAAGCAGAGGAGAGAGAAAGUGACAGGAAACAAGAGAAAACGUAAGCCUAGGGGUCGCCAGUCCAAGUUCCCAAAGCACACCAUGGUGGAAGCUGGGGGCGUGAUCAACAUCAGCGACGACAGCAGCACGGACACGGAAGGCAUGGACACUGACUCCAACUCCUCGCCUGACUCCCUGCUGGACAACAGCGAUGAUGUGAUCUUCGUCCAGCACACCAGCUGCCACACAGCCAGGAUAGAGGAGAUGAAGCAGAGCCUCCUGAACAAGAUCGCCGAUCUGGGGAAGGAACUACCGCUGAACACGCUCGAUGAACUCAUUGACAAGUUUGGUGGUCCAGAGAAGGUCUCAGAGAUGACGGGCCGCAAGGGUCGUGUGGUGAGGCGGCUGGACGGGAGCGUGCGCUACGAGUCGCGUGCCGAACAGAGCCAUACUAUCGACCACAUCAACCUCAAGGAAAAAGACCGCUUCAUGAGCGGAGAGAAGUUGGUGGCCAUUAUUUCUGAGGCGGCUAGCUCGGGCAUCUCUCUGCAAGCUGACAAGCGGGUUAAAAACCAGUGUCGUAGGGUCCACAUGACCCUUGAGCUACCCUGGAGUGCAGACCGAGCCAUCCAGCAGUUUGGUCGAACCCAUCGUUCCAACCAGGUGACUGCUCCGGAGUACAUCUUCCUUAUCUCUGAGCUGGCCGGGGAGAGACGCUUCGCCUCUAUCGUGGCCAAGAGACUGGAGAGCCUGGGUGCACUGACGCACGGUGACAGAAGAGCCACGGAGUCCCGUGACUUGAGCAAAUACAACUUUGAAAACAAGUAUGGUACGAAGGCUUUGGACAAGAUCACCAAAGCCAUCCUGGGUCACAUCGAGAGCAAGGUGCCCCCUCCCAAAGGCUACCCCGGAGGUGACGCCCUGUUCUUCAGAGACAUGAAGAAGGGCAUGAUGGACGUGGGCAUCUUCUGCAAAGAGCCACGCUUUGGUCUCAGUACUGAGAAAGACUGCAGCAUCACCAAGUUCCUCAACAGGAUCCUCGGCCUGGAGGUGCACAAACAGAACUCUCUCUUCCAGUACUUCACGGACAACUUCGACUACCUUAUCGAGAAAGACAAGAAGGAGGGCAAAUACGACAUGGGCAUCCUUGAUCUGGCCCCAGGUAAUGAUGAGAUCUAUGAGGAGAAACAGGAGACCUUCAUGACUGUAGGAAACCCCCAGGAUGGACAGGUUGUUCUCUACAAGAUCAGCGUGGAUAGAGGGAUGCCCUGGAAGGAGGCCUUUGAAAAGGCCCAGAACCUAAAAGGUCUUGAUGAGGGCUUCUACCUCUCCCACAAGUUGAGGGGAAACCACCCGUGUGUGCUUCUGGCGGAACAGGGUCGAGGAAGGAACCUCAUCGUCUACAAGCCCAAUAUCGGCAAGCAGGCCCACCCCGAAAGCCUGGACAACCUACAGCAGCGCUACCGCAAGGUAUCCUCAGACGAAGCCAAGGACAGCUGGGAGAGUCAGUUUAACUUCUCCUUCGGGAAGUGUUGCCAUGCCAACUGGAAUGGGAAGUGUAAGAAGAUUGAGGAGGGCCAGGAGUGUCUGCAGGGCAUGCGUCUGCGGCAGUACCACAUGCUGUGUGGCGCUCUGCUGCGCGUCUGGAAGCGGGUGGCCGACGUGGUUGCUGACAUCACCAGCUCCAGUAUCCUGCAGAUCGUACGGCUGAAAACCAAAAACAGCAACAAGCAAGUUGGUAUCAAGAUCCCAGAGAACUGUGUGGCCCGUGUACGGGAGGAGCUGCUCAAAAUGGAUGAAGAAGUAAAGAGGAGGCGCAAAGAGAAGGAGCUGCGCGCCCAGGAGCAGCGGCUCGCUGAUGACCGGCAGUUCAAACUGCAGCUUCAGAACAAACUGUACAGCCAGCCGCAGCCUCGAACACCAAGCCUGGGUCUCAGUACCCUGAACCACAGCCUGGCCCAGGGCAAGUUUCCACUACAGCUGAAACCCCAGCUACCCAGCAUGGCCAGCCUCUUCCCGCAUCACUUCCCACACCACCACUUCCCCCUGCCGCUUGCCCCGAACUCUACCAAGCCCUCCCGGGUCGGGGAGGAGGUCCUGGACCUGACUGUAAGCCCUUCUCCCUCCCCAGACAGCACGGAGGGAGGGCUGGGUCUGGACAGCCUGACGGGGGGCCCUAUGGGAGGUUUUGCAGAGGACUUUAACCUGGAGUCUCUGUUACUCACCGCCCAGAACACGGCACACCUUCAGCACAUGCCGCAGCCUCUACAUCCGCUGAUGAAGCAUCAGCAGCUGCAGUCAUCACCGCAAAUGCAACUGCCGCUCCUGCAUCAGCCAAAUCAGGCUCUAAACAACAACCAGGACUACUAUGACAUCCUGAAGCUGCUGGAGCACCCAGACCCAAUGCCUUACCCCCUGUCCAGCCAGACACCUUCUAACCCCUCCUCCUCGAUCUCCAACACAGUGGCCCAAGGCUCGUCCGGCCUCCUCUCCUCCCCCUCUACCUCCGCCUCCUCUCACUUCUCCCCGGCACUGGCGCCCUCAGAACAGCAGCCCCUCCCUCUGGCCAAUGGCCACGGCAUCAAUGUGCGCGAGGUGCUGGAUAACAUGCUGCGGACAAGCUCCGACCCACAGCUCAGACCGCCAGUUAUUCAUUACCGGCACCCUGAAUGAGACUCUGCCUGACAACCAUGGCUGACUGGCUGUCCUCUAGCUGCUGUGAUUGCACCCCUCCUCCCCUCAGGGCCUAGUCACAUCACUGCCUGUGCUGCUCUUUCCUCCUAAACCCUCACCAGGCUCUGGAGCCACAGACCUGGGUCUCGUUUGCCAGACCAAAUGUUAGGUCCCGUUCGGAGAUGGUGAACGUCUAACCCAGGUGGAACUGGCCCUGGUCCCUUUGUUGAGAGUGAGCGCGAUAGCAGAGGAGUUCAAACACAUCGUUUCUAGAGCAAGGCUUGAAUCAAUGAAGAUACGCAACUCCAAGAUGGUUUGAUUAUGUUCCUAUAAUAUCAAAAAUGUUGCUUUGAAAAUGGUCAAGCCCUGUUGGAGUUGUCUGUUUAUUGAGAAAAGCUGAAUGUGGAAAUGUUUUUCUAGAACCACAGCUCUCCCUACUGGUUUUGUUGCGUUUCAUUGCACAUCUGUUCUGUGGGAACUUCUGUGUUGUCCUGUGACUCGCUUCAUCGCAAUAGCAUUGACUGGAAUUAGCCAAUCUUGCAAAGCCUGGUUUGUUAAAACCAAGGGCGCCACUGAAAAACAUCCAACUGGAAGAAUCUCCACCAAGCAGAUCUGUUCAUAGGGGUGGAAUGUUUCCGUUUCAGCCCCUUUCCCCGCCUGUGUUUCCCUCUCCCUGCUAUUUCUACCAUCACUCCCUCACGUGUCUUGCUUGGGAAAAGAAAGUGGUUAUAAAGAAAAGUCUGCCAUUGUAACAGUGCCUUUGGAAAACUACUUAAAUGCAGUCUUUGGAAACCCAUAUAGGCCUAAUGUAUAGAUUUUAUACUCAAAGCAUUGGUAUGUUAAUUUAUUAUAUUUGUAUUUAACUUCUUUCCCACCCCCUUUCUCUCUCUGUUGGGUCUGUGCCGGCGGUGGCUGCCGGGGAAAGCCAGUAUGUGCGUCUGUGUGUGUGGAUAUUACAGCUGUCCCGUCAGCCCAAAAGCAGAUAGUGCUGUUCUGUGUGAACCAUGCUUUCCCCAGGCUGUGUGAUCGACAGAGAGCAGGGGGUUGGAUGAGAGUUUAAAGGGGUUUCAAAUAGUGUCAAAAUUAGCUACUUAUGUGUCUACCAUUCAUCCAACGAUGUGACUCCUGGUUUGAUUUGAUGUUCUCAGGAAAGUCUCGAGUGCAUUUGUUGUCAUGUUUUGUUGAACUUUAUGACCAAUACUGAUAUAUUUCUUUUAGCCCAUAUUAUGCAUAUACAUUGUAUGUUCUAUUUCAAAACCUGUGAGUUACGAUCUGGCUGUUUUUGUGAAAUGAAUGCACUGUAAUUGGUUCAUGAAAUGCUUGGGUAAGUUAAACCAAUCAAAAGCAAUAAACAAGACAUUUUGAAUAGCAAAGGUUUUAAAAGUCCAAGUACUGUUUACUCUCCACAGCCGAAGGUUAUAGAUGUACCUGUGCAUGGUAAGAAUUGGAUCCUCUUUAUUUCUGUUCUACUAGUAGUAUGUAGUUUAAGACAGCUGAAAUACUUAGGAACUUUGUAUAAACAUUGUAAUGGGAUAAACGCAAUGUGCUCUUGAUGUUUUUGUCAUCCUUGUAAUUAUGAUAAUUGUUAUUUAUAUUUAAGGGAUAUUUAGUUUUAGGUUGUUAUCCUGAUCAUACUUUAUUCAAAGUUUAGUCAGGGACAUUUCUAGUUUUCAAGAUUACUAUAAAAACAAAAAAUAAGUAUAUUAUAACCUGCCACCAAAUAAUAUUGCACUGUUCUGUACUGCUGUACAGGGUUGAUGGUUUCUUUCUUUUCAGUUCUUUGAUCCAGUUCUGCUUGUGACUUCAGUAGAAUUGUUCCAGUUUUUACAGCUUCUGCCAGGGCUUUAGUUUGCAGAGAGAUACCAAAGUAUUCCACCCUAUAGUUACUGGCUUUAUCUGACCUAUUAUAUCAAUCUCAGGAAGAGAUGUAUUGGUGGGAAGUAAAGAAAAAUGUAUUAGUUUUCCCUUAAAACAGUUGUGAAACUAACCAAUACACAUUUGAGUGCUAUUUUAUUUCUUCAUUCUGUGCUGCAACUCUUGCUGUAUUUUUUAUGUUGGAGACUUAAUGUGAUGGGUAUGUUUUUUGGGUCAGUGUUGUGAAUUGUUGGUGAUUUUAAAGUGUUUAUGCCAUCUUAGGGCAAAGAUCAAACACUGUUUCUUUUAAGGAACAUUUAUUGUUUAUCUGUCUGGACAGUUUUUACUGUUUUUGUUUAAUCCAUUUUCUAUGCUGACACAGAUUUUGAGCAGAUUAGUACCUGGAUAUAUACUCUUAUGUGCAAUUACUGGGGCAGAUCGUUCCAGACUGACAGAUUCAAACUAACCCCAUACAUCCAAUUGCUCAGGCCCGUGGUCUCGUGUGAGAUUACAGAUUAUACCCGUCUAAUAGCCCUAGUCUGUUUUAUAUAGUUCUAAACAUGUAUUCCCUCAUCAGGCACAUUCCAAUAGAUCCAAACAUUUUCACAAUGAACAGUUUGUCCCAUGCCGAUGCCAACGAACUGCCUGAUAUAACACUCACAUAAAGGAGUAAUAUGCAUUAUAAUCCUGGGGAAACUGACAAUGAAAACAAAAUGAUCUGCAAUUGUUAAAGGCGUCCGUUUAUAUUGUCUUUUAGAUAGGUCUUUUUCAUUUUUUCUAAAUUUGCACUAAGAAUGGCAUAAUCAAGUUACUGUUGUUGUCUGUUAUGAUUGAGAGUUGCAAGCGUGUUGUGUUCCUGACCUUUUGAUGGAUUGCAUUUUUUCUAUACUGUUAACAAAGGUUUUUCCAACACUGGUUCUGGAGAGUCCGUCACCUGCAGGUUUUUGCCCCAAUCCCGGUUAGAAGUAUCCUGAUUCAUUUUAUCAACCAGCUAAUUAUUAGAAUAAAGAAUGCUAGAUCAAGGCUGGCAUGAAAGCCAACAGGAUGUUAGUGCUCCAGGAACAGCGUUGGAGAGCCUCGCCACCCAUCCUUGUUUCUUCACCUUUUGCAUAUAAAAGCAUCACAUUCAAAUAAUUUAUUGCUAACAAAAACGAAACAAAAAACAUGCUACUGAUUGUAUGUAUUUUUAAACAAAGGCUAUUUUUUGUGUAAAAACUGUGUUCUGCACUUUUAUUCUGGGUUGUGCUUUUGUUUUUCUAUAUAUUUAUAAUUUAGAUCGAAAUGUAUAUAUUGUAAAAAAUUGUGCCUUUCGACUAAUUCUUUAAAAAGGUUUUCUACUCAUAACAAAAGGAAGGAAUAUAUCAUAUUGCAAUCUUAACUUUGUAAACAAACAACAAAUAAAAACUUGAAGAUUGCGAAA
This is a messenger RNA of Esox lucius (northern pike), 8130 nucleotides long. RefSeq names its product strawberry notch homolog 2 (gene sbno2b). Gene Ontology annotation, cellular component: nucleus. Gene Ontology annotation, molecular function: histone binding; chromatin DNA binding. Bases 429 to 4856 code for a protein of 1475 amino acids. The record is from RefSeq and is a predicted model, not a curated record. NCBI's taxonomy places the organism in Eukaryota, Metazoa, Chordata, Actinopteri, Esociformes, Esocidae. The transcript is spliced from 31 exons. Gene Ontology annotation, biological process: regulation of DNA-templated transcription.